Messenger RNA from Mycotypha africana, 2534 nucleotides. RefSeq names its product P-loop containing nucleoside triphosphate hydrolase protein. Bases 59 to 2359 code for a protein of 766 amino acids. The record is from RefSeq and is a predicted model, not a curated record. Gene Ontology annotation, molecular function: ATP binding; microtubule binding; microtubule motor activity. Lineage: Eukaryota; Fungi; Mucoromycota; Mucoromycetes; Mucorales; Mycotyphaceae. Gene Ontology annotation, biological process: mitotic spindle organization; microtubule-based movement. The transcript is spliced from 8 exons.
UUAUCUUCUGGUCCUGAUUUAUUCCAAAAAUAUCAAUAUUUGCAAUUGAGUAUUCUCAAUGAAAGAUACCCCAUCUCAAGUGGCCGCUGUUCAAGUAGCGGUUCGUAUCAGACCAUUGACUGAUAGAGACAGAGCACUACCACGUUUUGCCAAUUCGACAAAUCAAGAUGUAUUAAGAGCUAAUGAGAACCACGUUCAGAUAGUACCUCAAAACAGGUAUUUUACGUAUGACUAUGUUUUUGGAACCGAUACAGAACAGCAAACCAUAUUUUCUCGUCUUGGGGAAAAGCCCGUAGAAAGAUUUAUAGAAGGUUAUAAUGUCACGAUACUAGCUUAUGGCCAAACAUCUUCAGGGAAGACAUAUACCAUGGGCACAGCCCAGCAUACAGAUUCAACAGUUACUUUUGAAGAGGAAGGUAUCAUUCCUCGAGCAAUGUCUUUAUUAUUUGACAUGCUAAAUAAGCAGCAGCAGCAACAAGUUAGCCAAACAGAACCUAUUGAAAAAUUAGUCAAAAGCAUACGACCACCCUCAUCACAAAGCGUCUCACAACGGAGGAAUUCGCAACAGCAAUUAAACAGUAAUCAUCGUUAUACAUUGAAAGUAUCUUUUGUCGAAAUAUACAACGAGGAGUUGGUCGAUCUAUUGAAUUCUUCAUCAGCUUCUGAACGUCCUCCAAUUACCAUCCGAGAAGAUACAAAAGGUCAUAUAUAUUGGACGGGGGUUAAGGAAAUGAUAGUACAUAAUACAAGUGAUGUCUUAAACUUCCUUCAACAGGGUACCAACAAUCGAGCAACAGGUUCAACAGAUAUGAAUGAAAAAUCGUCUCGCUCCCAUGCUAUUUUCUCAGUGACCUUAAAGCAAGAAAAGCGGGCACCGUCAUCAACGCAAUCAAGCCGAUCGCAAAGCCCAGCUCCAAUAAAAAACCAACAGUCCAAAUCACAAAGAAUAUCUUUAGCUGCGCGCUACAGUAGUAGUAGCAAUAUUAACCACAUGAAUAAUAAUGACGAUGGCGAAUGGAUCGUGACAACGUCAAAGUUCCAUUUCGUCGAUCUGGCUGGUAGUGAAAGAUUGAAAAGGACAGCAGCGGAAGGAGAUAGGAGAAAAGAGGGAAUAAAUAUUAACGCAGGCUUAUUAGCAUUAGGCAAUGUUAUAUCAGCACUUGGUGAUCCAUCAAAAAGAAAUACUCAUGUACCAUAUCGAGACUCGAAGCUGACAAGGCUUUUACAGGAUUCAUUAGGUGGUUCAGCUAUGACGCUUAUGAUUGCUUGUGUCAGUCCUGCCGAAUCUAACUUGUCCGAAACGUUAAAUACAUUACAAUAUGCGAAUCGAGCGAGAAAUAUAAAAAAUAAGCUAGAGAAGAAUGAAAUGGAAGAGUGGAUGGUUACGGACAAUAUUGACUUGCUACGAACAACAAUUACGAAACUGAAAAACGAAUUGCGACUACUUAAAAGCAUGAAUAAUGCUAAUAGUAAUAAUAAUAACUUGAAGUUGGAUAACUGCACAAGACACCUUUCCGAUACGAGCGACGACUUUUCCUUAACAAGUAGCAGCCCUGUUGCUAACCCUGAUCCGGACGAUGCAUAUUAUGGUCAACACAUUCUGAUACAAGAUUUACAACAUCAAGUGGAAGCAUUACAGAAUGAAGCUGAAUUUGCAAAGGAGCGAAAUAUUGUUGUUGAGAGCGAGCUACGAAGGCUGCAUGAAGAACGUGACGCACCAAAUAAGUAUGACUUUCAACAUUUAGUUGAGCCAGUGAUUGAAGAAUACGAAAAGAGUAUGUCCGCAUUGGAAUCCAAAUUAGCAUUAGCGCAAGCUGCUUUGAGCCAUUCAGACCAAGUGCAUGAGGAAUUAAUGACGAAAAUCGCUUAUUAUGAAGAUACGAUUGAAAAAUUGGAGAAUGUUAUUCAAGAUUUGCAAAGAAGAAUCGGCAAACUGUUAGAAAGAAGAUUGAAAGACGAAAAUUACAUUACCGAAUUAGAAAAAAAAUUAAUGGUUUCGGUAGAAGAAACUAUUCAUGAUCGGGAACUGCUGAGUGAAUUACGAGGGAAGAUAUUGAAAUUCAAAGAGGUUGAUGAAACUACGGAGCAAUACAUACAAGAACUGGAGAAUCGGCUGAAUAUCAGUGAAGCUGAAUGCAAUAGUUUAAGAGAAGAAGUAAAAGCAAUGAAAGCUACUGACAAAGAUACCGAUACAUGCAAAAAGCCUAUUACCAACCAUGAUACAGUUAGUAAUUACAAAAAAGAGAUGGAUGUGCUCCAACAGAAAAACGCUGCAAGUGAACAAGAAUGCCAGACAUUGAGAGCUGAAGUAGAUAAACUGCUACUCGAGUUAGAAAAAAGACCAUCAAGACACACUUAAGGAAUUAGAUGAAGUAUUAGCACGGUAUGAAGAGGCGUUAGAACAGGUUGAUCUUGCCAGCCAUCGAAAUGUGGAGAAUACUGAAAUGAACGUAGCGGCAAAAGAAGAAGAGCUGAUUUCUUUACGCAACCUGGUUCAACAUUUGAAGCAUGAAGUGAACAUUAAGAUCAUACCC